AUGUUGACAGAAAAUAAACGAAACUUACCACCACCAUCAGAAAAUCCGGUCGCUCGUGGUCGCUUCAAGUCGACAGAUCUAGGUGGUCGAACCGGUCGGACGGUAGGCUCUGAAGGUCUCGGUCGAAAACCGAAAUUGGCCGUCGGGCCCACUCUAUUGGGGAAGCGCACCGGACCGCUUGAAUACACUAUUUGUGAACUGGAACGAACUCGCCCAUAA
Molecule: messenger RNA, 219 nt
Organism: Echinostoma caproni
Lineage: Eukaryota; Metazoa; Platyhelminthes; Trematoda; Plagiorchiida; Echinostomatidae
Source: the annotation of a GenBank genome assembly